AACAAACAUGGCGAGUUCAAUUUCUUGUUUACCUGUAAAUUCCAGUCUUGGUUAUUUGGCGAAAUGUCUCGGAGCUUUGAAUCCAGUCCCGUGGGAUAAGGUUCGAAAGUUGGUUCGUCUUUACCCAAGAGUUUCAAUCGAUUCUACAUUGCCUUGCUCACUAGAAAAAAGAAACUUGGAUGCUGCUUUGGCAAUUGAAGUUUUUCUACUUGAAUCUCAACUGCAGCAUAAGGAUAAGAUUUUGCCAUUAUUAUUGAACCUGCUAAAGUGUUUACCUUCUGUCAUGUUUAAUGAAGCCAAUGAAGUAAGCAGAAUUACAAAAGGAUGCCUUGCAGAAGAGUUCUCAUUUCAUUUUGUUUCAUUAUUACUGGAGAUAGCAAGUUUAGAAACGGAUGGUGGUGCAGAUAUUGUUUUGGCUGUGAUACAUACUUUUCAAGAACUUGUUCAAUUGUGUUGCAAUGUUGGACAACACACAGAUGUCAAAAAAGCAUUUAUUUGCAAAGUGACAAUCCCUGUUCUUCUUGGAAUCUGCCAAGCUAUCAGUGCCAACUGUUCUAGAUCAACUAUAUCUUAUAUCAACCUCCUAUGUCAUAAACAAUGCAGGAAAUGUGGUUCAGACUUCAAGUUGAAACCUACAGUGACAGCAUGGGAUAACACUGAUGAAACUACAACAAGCAAAAGCAGCGUGUUUACAACAGUUUUAUCAACAAGUCACCUCAACGCAAUUCUUACUGAAAUUGAAAGUUUGGUUUUAUCAGAAAACUUACCUGAACUGGAUAGAAUACUGGCUGAGCUUAAUCAGACUGGUAGUUUACCAGAGAAAUUUCCAUAUCAUCACUAUGGGGAACUUAUAAUUGAUGCAACUGUAGGCAUGUUGAAAGACCUUUGCAUUAACAGAAAUGAUAAAUUACCACCUCAAUCAGUGGAAAGUGUUCAAAACUUCAUCAAAAAUCUUUUCAUCAAAGAGAAAACUGGCGUGCAGAAAAGCAAGCACUCAAGACAUGACUUACAGUGGAAAUUUCAUGUUCUUGCUUCGUGUGUUGAUCUUUUAGUCUGGUCAGCUAAAGAUGAUGCAGAUGUUGACGAUUUAAUUGAGCCUCUUGUGGAUUAUCUGAACUCGAACAGUUCGUUUGGGCUCAUCCAAACUGACCCUGACCUUAUUGUUUGUUGUCUAAACAGUCUUGGAAAACUAGCGUGUAAAUACGAAAGCAGAGCAAGCGUUAUCUUAGACGCCUACCGUCAUUUUCUUCUCGCUCCGUCGUUAAUUUUAUGCAAGUUGUAUCAAAACAAACGAAAAGCAACAUCUCCUAUGGUGACUGUAUCAAACACCAAUGCAUCAACAUUCACUGCGGUUGAUCCGAAUGUUUUCACAGAGGACGCGGUCGAGAAGCAGGGGUUUAGAUUAGUUCAGGAAACAACGCUUGCAAAUAUUUGCAAAGUACUUCGUGUAGUUGUAAACAUAGACCCAAAAUCAAUCGAAGAGUUUAUUGCUGUUGUUCUCAACCGUCUUUAUACAACUGGUUCUGAUGACAAAGGAAAAGAUAUCAAGCAUUCCAAUGUGAUUAAAAUUGUUGGUACCGUUGGUUUUCAUCUCAAAGAUUAUUCGAAUGUCCUUGAGAAAGUCAGAGGUGGCUUAUUACAAAGAUUCUGUUCCCCACCGUCCUCCUUAGAUUACCUUAUUGUGGAACAGCUGAUGAACGUCGCUCUCACAGAAAAGGACGAGUUCUACAAGAAUAUACUGAGUAUGUUCAUAAAAAUCCUAACCAGUUCCGGAACAUUGGCGUAUUCGUCCGGACCUUCAACGAAAGAUGAGAAAACAGAAGGAUAUAGGCAUUGCUCAAAAUCUGUUAUAAAUGCUCUGGAACAAAUCGCAGCCCGUUUAGAAAAGCAGGAAUUCUUGCAAGAUUUACUUGUGAGUUUGUUGGAACUCUUUGUUCAGAUGGGUUUGGAAAGCAAACGUGCGAGUCAGAAGGCUUCGUUUUUGAAGGCAUCGUCAAGCGCUGGUAACUUGGGUGUUUUGAUUCCCGCCAUUGCCACAACAGUCUCACGACUUCCACCAAUCACAGAUCCUAAACCCAGACUUCAUAAGUUAUUUCGUGAUUUUUGGCUUUAUUGCGUCGUAUUUGGAUUCGGUGUAGAAGGUUCAAGCUCCUGGCCGGUUCAUUGGUACACAGGAGUAUGUCAGAUAGCGUCAAGAUCACCUUUAUUGCUUGGUCGAGAACAUUUGAGAUCAGAAUUAUUGUAUACCUGGGCGUUGAAAAAUGAUACCAUUGAUGCAACGGAAAUGAAUGAGGUACGAACGUCAGUACUCGAUGUGGUUGGAAAUGCAAAUGAACUUUCUGUCAUUGUUGGAAAGUUAAAUUUUGUUCAAUGUACACAUCUACUCUCCGUUUACAAGUUGGAAUCAUUGCGUGUGUCGAAUGAUACAAAUUCAUUUCAUAAAAUGUUCACAUACUUAGAGAACAAACCCAUACAGAAAGACAAAGCAGGAAUGUGGAAAUGUGUAUCCGUGAUUGCUGACAGAGUUUUUGAAAUAUUUCUAAGUGCUUUGGUUGGUAAACCAAAAACCGAUGACCGAGAGCGAGAACUGGAACGCCAUGCUCAGUUUUUCCUUGUCAAGUUUAAUAAUUUGGCAUCGCGAAUCAGGCGCAUUGCUGACAAAUAUCUGUCGCUGCUUGUUGAUAGAUUUCCCCACCUCCUUUGGAAUGGUGCAGUGUUACAUACGAUGUUAGAUAUUCUCCAGGUUCUGGCCCAGUCUCUUGAGCAAACGGUUGACGAUCACCAGUGUUUACAUUUGGAAGUGCGAGAUACUCCAUAUACAUUGACAGUAUCUGAUGCUUCUGAAGAAAGAGAGAGGACCGUCAGUGAUUUUGCUGCUAGAUGUACUGGUAUACUCCAAGAAGCCAUGAAGUGGGCGCCAUUAGCAACAAAAUCACUGUUACAUGAAUAUUUGGUGAAAGUUGAUCAUAUUCAAACACGUGUUGGACAGCACACUGGAGUGGCUUUAGUUGCUGAAAGUUCCGUCAAUAUGCCUUCAUUAAAUCGCAACACAGCCGCAGUCAGCUCAUCAGUCGUAUCGAAACGUCCUUCCUGUGCGAAAAAUGAUAAUGCUAAGUUUACCGUUGGUCUCACAAUUAGGAGCAGAUAUGUUGGAGAGAUAAACGGUAUGCUCGAUAUGUCAAUGUUAAGUAAUGACUGUUCAAAAGAAGAUGCGAGGUCGUUAUUGUCUGCUGCUAUUAUAAAACAGUUGGAUGAAACGGCUGGUAAAGACACGCAGAUGUACGAGACUUCGCUCUUCAGAGCGUCUGCUUUAUUGACCAAAUUUCAAGAGUUGGACAGAAAAUUGUUGAGAAGCAUAUGUUGGUCACCUGCUCAACUUUUUACGAGACAAUCCUUAGAAAGCGCUGUUGCAUGUUGGGAAUGGAUUUCUGCUGCAAGACCUGAUUUUGAACUACAGUUUCUUUGCGAACUUUCAGCAGCAUGGCAGUGGACAGUGAAUUGUCGUAAAGGAUUGUUUAGCGUUGAUGAACCACGAAGUAAUCCACUCUCCGUUUCAGAGGAUAAGGUUGAAGAACCCUAUUCACCCAAUAUAUCCCCCCACGAGCUUUGGAUACAGUUUCUCUUCCAGAGAUUUGAAGUCUUGAAGUAUGUUAACUCAGAUAAAGUGAAUGUUUUUCUGAUGUUACUGUUACGUUCUCUGCCGUUGCUGGUUUCAAAAGAAAGUUUAUUAUCUCGUCAUCCUUCAACAUUAAAUGCGCGUUUCAACUUACUAUUGUUGGGCAUAAACAUGUUACAAGAAGAUAUCUUGACCAAUCCUGCCAUCAAGAAUGUGCUUAGAGAAAGAAUAUAUACAAAUGCAUUAGAUUAUUUCAGCGUUCGGCUGAUGUGUCCACAGCGCAGUGGAAACGAUCUUAGGGAAGACAUUAAAACCUUGAUCAAGUUCUGGCAAGCAAUAUUUCAAGACAGAAAAUCAUUAGUGGCAAUUCUUAACAUUGAAUCAAAAAAAAGAUCUGUGUCCAUGUCGUCUGACAUUGGUAUAUAUUCGCAGAAGUGGAUGAAUACUCUUCCAAUAUCAACACCACCUCAACAAUAUUCCAGUCGAAAUUCUUCUGCUUCAAUGUCACGUGACCAACGUCUUGACACAGUCGACUCUUUGGUGAAGAAUCUGUUACGCAGGCGCAGUCUGAUUAUGGCACUUGUGAAACGUGAGAUUGAUUUUCUGUCAACCUGGCAUAAUACCGCAGCAGAUACAAAUCUCGUCUUUCCCGGAGAGGAUCAGUUGACAAAAUGGUCGACACAAACAACGUUCACGGAAAAAAUCUGGCGCGAUUUGGUCAAGCUUGCAUGGCAUAUUUCACCUUCAUUAGCGGUUCAUUUAUGUGCAAGAUUCAAAGAAAAUACAACCAUACCGAAAGAGAUCGCAUCUCUCGUCAAGCGACAUCCAUCGCUUGUCACCGACAUUCCUGAGGCUGUCAGCUUUUUGAUAACGGCAUCCAAUAUUAAAAAGAACAUCCCAGAACUUUCAGCAAUAUUGUGUUGGUCUCCUGUAACUCCAGUAACUGCAUUAAGUUAUUUCUCGUGUCUCUACCCACCGCAUCCGUUAACAGCGCAAUACGCAAUACGUGUUCUUCGUUCGUUUCCUCCCGAUGCGAUCAUAUUCUACAUACCACAGUUAGUACAGGCUACAAGAUAUGAUAAAUUGGGAUAUGUAACGCAAUAUAUAUUAUGGGCUGCCGGCAAAUCUCAACUUAUCGCCCAUCAGUUAUUUUGGAACAUGAAGACCAAUAUUUACACAGACGAAGAAGGCAAAAACAGGGAUAGCGGUAUCGCUGAUCGUCUUGAAUAUAUCAUAACAAAGAUUACUGAGAGUUUAUCUGGGAGUGCUUUGGAUUUCUACAAACGCGAAUUUGAUUUCUUUGAGAAAGUCACCGGGAUCUCUGGAGAAAUAAAACCUCUUCCUAAGCCAGAACGAAAACAAGCAUGUUUGGAUGCUUUAAGAAAGAUCAAAGUCGAAUCGGGCGUCUAUUUACCCAGUAACCCUGAAUGUAUGAUCCUAGAUAUUGACUACAAUUCAGGAACUCCGAUGCAAAGUGCGGCUAAGGCACCCUUUUUGGCGCGAUUUAAAGUGCGAAGAUGUGGAAUACAGGAACUAGAAUGUGUCAAUGUCGGUUAUACCGAGUCCACUUCAUCAUCCCCUCGUCAGCCACGUGAGCACCUACAGCCACGUCACCACCCUCCAAUCACUAGGACAAACAGUCGUUUAACAGAUAAUAAAAUAUUCUGGCAAGGAGCAAUAUUUAAAGUUGGUGAUGACGUUAGGCAGGACAUGCUGGCACUUCAAGUGAUAUCCUUAUUUAAGAAUAUCUUUGAAAAUGUUGGUUUGGAUCUUUUACUCAUACCAUAUCGAGUGGUAGCCACUGCACCCGGUUGCGGUGUUAUCGAAUGUGUCCCAAAUGCCAAAUCACGUGAUCAACUAGGACGUCAAACCGAAGUUGAUUUGUUUGAAUAUUUUGUUAAAACGUAUGGUGAGGAAAGUACACCAAAAUUUCAAAAGGCGCGUUCAAACUUUAUAAAAAGUAUGGCAGCAUAUUCUAUUGUGAGUUUUCUACUUCAAAUCAAGGAUCGACAUAAUGGGAAUAUUAUGAUCAGUAACGAAGGACAUGUUAUACAUAUUGACUUUGGUUUUAUGUUUGAAUCAUCUCCCGGCGGUAACAUUGGGUUUGAACCUGAUAUGAAAUUGACGCAUGAAAUGGUUUUAAUCAUGGGAGGAACAAUGGAGUCUCAUUCCUUCAGAUGGUUCAUGGAACUUUGUGUCAGAGCAUAUUUAGCUGUGAGACCAUAUCAAGAAGAAAUUGUAGCCUUAGUGGCGUUGAUGCUUGAUACUGGAUUGCCAUGUUUUAGAGGAGAAACACUGAAAAGACUAAGAGCUCGAUUCUCUCCGUCGCAAACAGAAAGAGAAGCUGCAAACUACAUGUUGAAAGUAAUUCGCGACUCGCAUUUGAACGUCAGAACCAAAUUAUACGACAUCAUCCAGUUGGCACAAAACCAGAUUCCUUAUUAAUGUUUACGUACAAGUAUAAUUAUAUAAUUUUGGGUUUACAGUUAGAUAUUGGAAUGUUUAUUCUCCCUUUACAUUCGUUUGCUGAACAAAGGAACGAAAAUAAAUGUGCAAUAUGGAUUUCAGUUUGAACUGCAUAAUCCUGCAUGGAGACCUAAUAGUAUAUAUGGUAUUUUCCGCGGAUAGUAAUUUUAAGUGUAACGCGCCCUAAUAAAAAUGCUUGAACCGCUCUAAAAUACAGAUAUGACCUUGUUCAGUAUAUCUAGGCGAGUUAAAAAUCACUAUCAGCCUUAAAAAUUCUCUCUAGAAUCUAGACAAACGUUUAUUUGGUAGAGUUUAUUUGCGACUAUCAAACUUGUAUUUACUUUGAUGAUUAAGAAUCAAAACUCACGACGAGUCUAAAAUAUGUAAAUA
Dendronephthya gigantea is the source of this 6472-nucleotide messenger RNA. Its product is annotated as phosphatidylinositol 4-kinase alpha-like. The transcript has 35 exons. Lineage: Eukaryota; Metazoa; Cnidaria; Anthozoa; Malacalcyonacea; Nephtheidae. Gene Ontology annotation, biological process: phosphatidylinositol phosphate biosynthetic process; phosphatidylinositol-mediated signaling. Gene Ontology annotation, molecular function: 1-phosphatidylinositol 4-kinase activity. The record is from RefSeq and is a predicted model, not a curated record. Gene Ontology annotation, cellular component: cytoplasm; plasma membrane. Bases 8 to 6061 code for a protein of 2017 amino acids.